AUGUUAAAGGCCGCCAAGCGCAUUUUUCAGAAUAUCUGGUCACCCAUUCCAGGCCCGAGCCUUGCCAAAUUCAGCAACUUAUGGAUCCAAUAUAACAUUUUCAAAGACUCUGGUCGAGUCUGGGAGACUGUUCAUCGCCUACAUCAGAAGUACGGGCCCGUUGUCAGGGUAGCGCCGAAUAGCGUAUCCGUUUGCCAUCCUGAUGCAUUGCGAACCAUUUACCAUGGCCCACGUGGACUUAACGGGGGGGAGUUAUUAUCAACCCUCCGCCAAUAUAACUCCGAAAACCUUGUCAGCACACUUAACAGUGAUCUUCACUUUGCACGCCGAAGACAAGUGUUCGGCCUAUAUUCGGCACCAGUUGUCUCAGGGCCAGCCCAUCAAGAGAUUUUCAAAACAUAUAUUAACCAAUUCAUGACGAUGGUCGAAAAUGAGGCCUCUAGCUCACCGUCUAGAGUGGCAAAUGGGCUGGAGUGGGUAACAUGGCUCACUGGUGAUAUAAUGAUUCAUUUGGUGUAUGGGAAUGAUCACAACAUCAAACUUCUGGCAGAUAAGAUGUCAAGAGAUAUGAUGACCGAACUUAUACCUAAAACCAGUGCGUCAGAUACUACUGCAUUGGAGGCAAUAGCAGCACUAUACCCAAGGGCCAUUUCGCGAAUCCGUGCUAUUUUCCCCGAGAAAUCAGCCAUGUCAGAGUUUGGACUGAAAAGGGUAGAGGCUGCUCUAUUGGAAUCAGCUCAACCAGAGCCAGCUGCGCCAAGCGGCCCUUCCAGCACGCAUCUUGGGCGCCUUAUAGAGCUCUACCGUAGUAAAGGGCCGAGCCCCGAAAUACCAGACAAAAGAUAUAUUGCAAGCGAUUGCUUGGAUCAUUUCCUUGCUGCAUGUCAAGAAAAGCUCCGGCUAGAGCUUCAUGAGGCGGGUAUUAGGCCCGGAGAACACCCAGACCUCUCGACCCUGCAGAAGCUGCCAUACCUGAACUGUGUUCUCAAAGAGACUCUCCGCACAAACCCACCAAUUCCGCUACAGCUGCCAAGAGUAGUCAAAGAUGAACCUCUCACCGUGAUGGGUUUCAAAAUAGAACCCGGGACCACCAUUGCUUCUCAAUCUUACACCCUUCACCAAGAUCCAACACCUUAUCCAGACCCAGAGGCGUGGAUGCCGGAAAGAUGGGACAUCUCCCCAAAAUCAGAUGAAUACCGUCAGAUGCAACGUUCAUUUUGGCCCUUUGGUUCUGGCGCGAGGAUGUGUACCGGAAUGAACGUUGCUUGGGCGAUGAGUCGAUCAAUUGUUGCUAGAAUCUAUAGCACAUACAGUUUAACAAAAUUUAAGCCGGUAAAGGCGAUUUAA
Nannizzia gypsea CBS 118893 is the source of this 1347-nucleotide messenger RNA. RefSeq lists its product as hypothetical. The transcript is spliced from 7 exons. The coding region runs from base 1 to 1347 and encodes 448 amino acids. Gene Ontology annotation, molecular function: oxidoreductase activity, acting on paired donors, with incorporation or reduction of molecular oxygen; heme binding; iron ion binding. The record is from RefSeq and is a predicted model, not a curated record. Lineage: Eukaryota; Fungi; Ascomycota; Eurotiomycetes; Onygenales; Arthrodermataceae.